GCUAAGGAGGAGCCGCAGUGUAUGUAAGACUAUAGCGGGAGGGCCGGCGUCUCCAUCCUUGGAAGUGGGGUAAAGGUGAAGCCCCCCUCCCUGCUCCCGCUGCCUCGUCCGAGCCCGUGGAAGAGACUCGCGUUACCGGAGAGGAUGCGGAGUGCGUGGGGAUACGCGAGCGCCCUGUCACCCACGGCUCUCAUAAGAUCUGCUACUAAUGUGACACGAAAAGUCCUGUUUCCUGCUCUGCCUCCCCCACAAAGGCCGUUUAGAGUUUCUAACCAUGAUGGGAGCCAGAGAAAGGGGAUUGUUGCCAGCACUUUAAAGGAGCUCAUUGAAAAGUCCGUCGAUGCCUUUUAUAUAACGGUCAGCCUUGUCGCCCUGGUCCUGGAGGAAGAUGGCACGGUAGUGGACACCGAAGAAUUCUUUCAGUCUCUAGAGGAAAACACACAUUUUGUUCUUCUGGAAGGAAGACAGCGAUGGACACAACAAAAACUCAACACGCAUUCAGUGCAACAGGCGACAAAGAAGGGUAUAGCGAAUAUAACACUGGACCUGUACAAAUUAAGCCCGAAGGAUUUCAUUGGAUGCUUAAACGUUAAGGCAACUUUUUAUGAGAUGUACUCUGUAUCCUGUGACAUCCAGUGCUUGGGGGCAAAGAAGGUCCUCAGGACGUUUGUACGGGUUAUGUCCUACCUCGCACAGUUGGCUGGCCAUGUCCUUCUGUACAGUGGCUCCUUUAUGAUGCAGUGGACCGACGGUUCUGAGGAAUAGACUGUGUUUCAGCGUUCACUUUAACAUAACACAAGAACACAACCGUCCUUGCUUCUUUAACAAAUCUUUUUAUGUAUCAAAUA
Molecule: messenger RNA, 848 nt
Organism: Spea bombifrons (plains spadefoot toad)
Lineage: Eukaryota; Metazoa; Chordata; Amphibia; Anura; Pelobatidae
Gene: CIDEA
Product: cell death inducing DFFA like effector a
Exons: 5
Coding region: 145-765 (206 amino acids)
Biological process (GO): apoptotic process; regulation of apoptotic process
Source: RefSeq, a predicted model, not a curated record